Erpetoichthys calabaricus (reedfish) is the source of this 1243-nucleotide messenger RNA. RefSeq names its product nuclear factor of activated T cells 2 interacting protein (gene nfatc2ip). The transcript is spliced from 9 exons. Lineage: Eukaryota; Metazoa; Chordata; Cladistia; Polypteriformes; Polypteridae. The record is from RefSeq and is a predicted model, not a curated record. Gene Ontology annotation, biological process: positive regulation of transcription by RNA polymerase II; cytokine production. The coding region runs from base 71 to 1090 and encodes 339 amino acids.
UUCUGACCAAUAGUUAAUAGCGGUGGGCGGUCUCGGACGGGCAGGUUAAGCCUCUUAUACUCAAACCGUAAUGGCGGAAAAGAUCUCCGAGAGCAGCGGCACUGAUGAGGAUCUCAUCGAGGUGAGAGCGCCCCAGCCAAAGCGUCGUCGUGUCCUGGACUACACCAACCUGCGCACCGUACCAGUCUACUCCAGCAAGGUCAGCAGCAGCCUGCGGUUCAGCCCUAAAAUCCCCAGUGAGCUGGACUCGGAUGUGGAGGAAGAAUCUGAGCCCCCCUGGGAUCCCGGGGUCACAGACAAGCGGAGUAAAGGAAAGCCUGUGGAUGAUAAGCUGGUUAUGCUGGACGGGUCAGACUCCGAAGAGGAGCCUCCUAAACAAGAAUCCUGGGACAGGUCCCCUUCACCUCCACCCCCUACACCAGAGGUGCCCUUGAAAAGGAAUCGGAGAGUUGGCAGAGCCCUCAGGAAAAUCAGGAAAGUGGACAUGACACUGAACAAGCUGGGCACCACCGUAUCUGCAACUGCACGUAGAGGACGAAACAAUAAGUGUGACAGCGAUGAAGAUAAUGACGUCAUCUUGGUCACUUCGCCCACCCUGGAAAAUAAGGAGCUUGCCGGUCCCAGAGAGAUCACAUUGAAGAUUCACUGCCGAGGUGACCUUCAUAGGAUCCCCGUUCAGUCGACGGACCCCCUUCAUGUUGUCAUAGAGCAGCUUUCCGUCAAACUGGAGGUGCCGCCCUCCUGCAUCCUGCUGCUUAACAAAGAGGAGGAGCUUCCUGUGUCAUCGACGGUGUCCGCGCUGGGCCUGGGCAUUGCGGACAUUGUGGACUGCAUCAUUCUCGCGAGGAAUCCGCAGGAGUCAGACGGCAUUACUCUGCGAUUGCAGGGAAAGGACAAGGACUCUGUGCACCUGAUCUUGGUCAAGAAGGACGCACCGCUCGCCUUGCUGUUCCAUGAGUACCGACAGAAGGCUGGACUGCACCAGAGGAAAGCACUCAGCUUCCUGUUUGACGGGGAGAAGCUCACUGAGGAAAUGACGGCUGCACAGCUGGACAUGGAGGACGGUGAUGUGGUAGAGGUGUGGCAGUAGGCUGUGGGUCAUGUCAGUCCAUCCAGGUUAUUGGUACUAAUGGAGUGCUUCUCUUGCAUAGGAACUUCAUUACUUGUUCUUUACACUAGGUGGUGUAGUUUCAUUAUUUACUGUACAUAUUAAAUGUCACAAAUUUAAAAUAAAAAAAAAAAA